Closterium sp. NIES-67 is the source of this 1547-nucleotide messenger RNA. Lineage: Eukaryota; Viridiplantae; Streptophyta; Zygnematophyceae; Desmidiales; Closteriaceae. The record is from the annotation of a GenBank genome assembly.
CUGUCUCCAGUACAUAUUUCAGCAGUGACCUCUCACCGACCUCUCACCAACCACCGACCUCUCUCGUUGCGAUCACUCCGCGAAUAACUACAGAGUAGCGAUACGACGAGUUACUAUCGCAAUUAUUCUUUUUUUUCGAAGCUUUGGAGCUCACUGACGCUCGUUGAAAGUCCGAGUUUAGCAUCAACCCGCCUCGAGAGACCCCCCAGCCCCCGCCUCGAGAGACCCCCCAACCCCAGCCUCGAGAGGUCCUCCAGCGAGCCAUGGCGUCGGAGCCGCAAAAGCAGCAGUCAGUAGGCGAGUCACUCUCCGCGCAGCCCAGUCGCACCAUCUUUAUCGCCGCGGACCUUCGCGACCCGCUGCACGUGCUGCGAUGCGGCCUCGCGUCGUACAUGCCGGGAGGAGCCCUACCGACGUACUCCGACCUUUUCCUCCUGCUCAUUGAAGCCGCUCCGCACCUCGUCGAGAGACUCUUUGCCGGCGCUGCUGUCGCUGGAGCCAAUGCUGACGUGGCAGUGUCUGACGCCCGCCAGCACCUCGCGCACCUCUGCAAGAAGGCCAGACGCGUCACCUCCCAGUCAGCCCCGGUCCAGUCAACCCUGGUCCAGUCAGCACCCGGCCAGUCAACCCUAGUCAACCCAGGUCAACGGCAGGCAAACCCAGUCCAAGUAGCAGGCUGCAGCGUGAGUGAGUACCUUCUGCGUUUCAAUUCUGCCCCGCAGCACAAAGCAGCAGCACUGAAGAGGGAGAGGGCGAGUCGGAGGAAAAACGCUGCGGCAGCAGCAGGCCAACAGAACGAGUCUCCGGAGUCAGAUGCCCCCCAACCUGUGGUUUUCCGGCUGCCGAAUGUGCUUGAGAUCAUGGCCGCUACUCCUGCAGCCCUGGACGGCCUGGAUUUCUCCAAGGCAAAGAGCGAAACUGUUCCGAAGUUUGGCUGGGGUGGCGCUCGGCGUGGGAACACCUACGAGGAGCUGGCAGCUAAGAAGGACACAAAUGAGCAGCCCUCUGCCGAUGACAGCCAGAAGCGCAAGUCAAGGCGAGCAGUGGGGAGUGCAGGCCCGGGAAAUACAGGCCCGGGAACUGCAGGCCUGGGAAAUACAGGUCUGGGAGAUCAUCCCAGUGGUCCGGGGUCUCUUGUCGAACCGAUGGCGAGUGCUCAGGAUGUGCCAGGUGGUUGCGCUGAAGCCACUGCUGCAGUGGAUGUGUGUGUGGCUGAGAGGGAGCCUGUGGGGAAUGCUGCGGCGUAUAUCACGGUGCCCGUGCCAGUGGAGCUGGUUGAUGAUGAGGCGGAGCAUGGUGGGAUGGAUUCUGGGCGAUCAAGAAGUGGCGGGGGGGAGACGACGGGUUUUGCAGCUACUAGUGAGGUUUCUUUGCUGCGUAUGCCUUCAGUGGCUUCAGGGAAUGGUUUAACGCAGGAUGUAGAGGUGGGACAAGAGGGCGUGUAAGAGGAAGGAAAUGAUUUGUCCUAGCCAUGCGUUGUUAUUCAAUAGUACGUCUUUAUCAACAUAACUUCAAGGUACGAUGGUUUAGUUGGAUUGUGUUGUGUA